Molecule: messenger RNA, 5952 nt
Organism: Coturnix japonica (Japanese quail)
Lineage: Eukaryota; Metazoa; Chordata; Aves; Galliformes; Phasianidae
Gene: HS6ST1
Product: heparan sulfate 6-O-sulfotransferase 1
Cellular component (GO): membrane
Molecular function (GO): heparan sulfate 6-sulfotransferase activity
Source: RefSeq, a predicted model, not a curated record
CCCUGUGCAGCGGCUGCUGCUGCUGCUGCCCGCUGUCCUGCCGUCCUGCCCGGCCCGGUGCUGCGGAGCGAGGCGGGGAGCGGCGGCCUCGCAGCGGCGGUCGGGCAGGCAAAGCAAGGCACGGCACGGCACGGCACGGCACGGCACGGCACGGCACGGCAAGACAAGGCAGCGUUGCCCGGCUCCGCCGCCCGCCCCCGGCCCCGCCGCCCGCCCAGCGCCGGCGGCCCCGGGAGAUGGUGACACAUGAAGCGCGCGGGGAGGACCAUGGUUGAGAGGACCAGCAAGUUCCUGCUGAUCGUGGCCGCGUCCGUGUGCUUCAUGCUCAUCCUGUACCAGUACGUGGGGCCGGGGCUCAGCCUGGGCGCGCCCAGCGGCCGCCCCUACGCCGAGGAGCCCGACCUGUUCCCCACGCCGGACCCGCACUACGUGAAGAAGUACUACUUCCCGGUGCGAGAGCUGGAGCGGGAGCUCGCCUUCGACAUGAAGGGCGAGGACGUGAUCGUGUUCCUGCACAUCCAGAAGACGGGCGGCACCACCUUCGGCCGCCACCUGGUGCAGAACGUGCGCCUGGAGGUGCCCUGCGACUGCCGGCCCGGCCAGAAGAAGUGCACCUGCUACCGGCCCAACCGCCGCGAGACGUGGCUCUUCUCCCGCUUCUCCACCGGCUGGAGCUGCGGGCUGCACGCCGACUGGACCGAGCUCACCAACUGCGUGCCCGGCGUGCUGGGCCGCCGCGAGAGCGCGCCCAACCGGACGGCCAGAAAAUUUUACUACAUCACACUGCUGAGAGACCCCGUAUCUCGUUACCUCAGCGAGUGGCGGCACGUCCAGCGAGGAGCCACCUGGAAGACAUCCUUGCACAUGUGUGAUGGCAGGACGCCGACUCCUGAAGAGCUGCCAUCAUGCUAUGAGGGCACGGACUGGUCAGGCUGCACGCUGCAGGAGUUCAUGGAUUGCCCCUACAACUUCGCCAACAACCGCCAGGUGCGCAUGCUGGCCGACCUGAGCCUGGUGGGCUGCUACAACAUGUCGUUCAUCCCAGAGAACAAGCGAGCACAGAUCCUGCUGGAGAGCGCAAAAAAGAAUCUCAAAGACAUGGCCUUCUUCGGCCUGACAGAGUUCCAGAGGAAGACUCAGUACCUGUUUGAGAGAACUUUUAACCUGAAAUUCAUCCGGCCCUUUAUGCAGUACAACAGCACAAGGGCAGGAGGGGUGGAGGUGGACAAUGACACCAUCCGUAGGAUCGAGGAGCUCAAUGACCUGGACAUGCAGCUCUACGACUAUGCAAAGGACCUCUUCCAGCAGCGUUACCAGUACAAACGGCAGCUAGAGAGGAUGGAGCAGAGGAUAAAGAAUCGGGAAGAGAGGCUUCUUCACCGGUCCAAUGAAGCGCUUCCCAAGGAAGAGACCGAAGAGCAAGGACGCUUGCCCACUGAGGACUACAUGAGCCAUAUUAUAGAGAAGUGGUAGCCUAGGCAGACUUUUAUACGAAUGAAUGAUACUCUAGGGUUUCCAUUUAAAAGACCGUGGAAGUAAAAUGACAAAAAAACAGCAGAACAAUGUUUUAUUUAAAAGCAAGUCUGUAAAACAGAAGGUAGAUUGCUUCCUUAAGCGUAGGGUCUUUUUACUGUUUCUUACAAGACCGAUGAGAUUCUUAAAAAAUAAAGAAAUACGUAAAAAUAAUAAAAAAAAAAAGGGUCAACAUUGUAAUGCAGAGGUAAGAAAAAAAAUGCACAAAUGCAGUUGUCCCCUCUAAAGGCCAGAUGGAAAAGAAUGUUUCUUAUCCUCAUAAUUCAAACACAAAUGGCAGAAGCAAGAUUUUUUUUUUAAAUCUGUUUUUCCCUGAGCAUAACAAUAUCAGAAUGUACUUCAUUAAAAUAACCACAAGGAAACGGAGCUGUUCUUUCGAGGAUGUUUUUAGAGGUGGGAUGAGAAUUGCGUUGCUUGUGAGUAACUGAUAACGGUGACUGAGCUGAGGAUGCGCUGUGCUGGCAGGCUGUGAUCUGAGCACGAGGGCAGUUGCUUGGCUUCAGCUGGCAGCCCCUGCCAGAAAGUAGAGCACCGUGAGUAUGGAGGGAGAAGCAAAGCAUCGGAGGAUAAGAAACAUGAAAGCAAAUUGACUGUGGCCUAAGAUAUGUAUGUAGCACAGUGGUUUUGAUAGACUGCACUUGUAUCACACAUACUUUGCAACUUCACCUCAAAAUGGUUAGGGAACUUGUGCUCAGAGCUCCCGGAUUUGUUUUGCAGGCAGGUCCCAAACCAAUUUAAAAGCCAGCCAAAUUCUGCAUAGGCUCAAAGAUGCAGCCCCAUGUCACGGUGUCACCCUACACAACUGCCACUCAUUCCUUCAUCUGCAUAAUGAGCUAACAGCACGUGAAAACCCAUCCUACAUACUGAGACAGGGAGAACAAGUGGAAUAGCAAUACUCCCUUAUAAAUCUGCAGGACAGGUUCCUAGAAGGUCCCACAAGUAACUGGUUAUGGCAACAAGAUGAGGGGGGUGAUUUUGUUUUGCUCAUUGCUGUGCAAAGUUCUUAACUGCAACAGCCAUACCGACAUAUCCAUAUCUUAUUUUUAAAGUUAUUUUUGCUUGCCUUUAUCAAGAGAUAAUGGGCAUCAUCCUGCUUCCAGCAAAGUCACUAGGGCUGAUUUAAGUGGGAGCAGGAUGGGGCUCACUUCCAGAGCUGUAACAAUUUCUGACAGUGGGUCUGCAUUGAUGAUGAGGUAGUGCACGCUGUCUGUUGGCAGCGUGCCUCGCUGCAGCCCGCGCUUUAAAUGAACAAGCUGUGUUCCAAAAGCUGGAAAGGGGAAUCAUGGAUAAUGUUUUUUUAGUCUCAGACCACUUUCAAAGCAGAACUCUUUCUUUUAAUGCUGGUUUUUAGGGACUCAUGUAAGUUUAAUCCUCUGAUGUGGUGACAGUCCAGCCAGGUUCAGCUUACUGACUUUUCAGUCGCAGAACAACAAUGACCUCCCUAAUUCCUCUUCCCACUCAACAAACUGAAGUAUGGCUUAUUUUCUUGCUGUUGUAAGCACUUCUUUGUUUGUCUGGAAGCAUGGAGCCAUGAUGCCAUUUCUGCCUGCUUCAUCCCUCAUCCCGUUAUUACUCAGCUGGUAAGACCCGAACCAGCUAUUGUCUGGGGUAAAAUAGGAAUCAGAUGGAACAGGAUUUGAUUUUCAAAGGCCAUGGUAACUGCAGAUCGAUUAUGGCAUUCGAAUCGCAGAAGGAGAGGCAGAGACCUGAUACAUUCAGCAUGUCAUUUUUGCACCCCACCCCAUCACACGAAUCCACACAGCUGCUGGUCAUUUUAUACUUCGCUUCCCUCUCUGCCCCACACACAAAGCACACUGUUUCCAGCCAUUUCAGGUUCACACUGAGUUUUGCAAAGGAAGUGUACACCUUGCUGCUGGAGACGUUCUUCUCCAGAAGAGGGAAGGUGACUAACAAGUUGAGAAAGGGGCCUACAAGCAGCACACCCUGCUGCAGACCUGGCCCAAAGUCCACUGACAUCGAAGGACAUAUUGCCCAUUGAUUUCAAAUAGAUGCUGGUCAGGUCUGCAUCCUGGUGCUGCAGAGUGCUCACACGCUCAUCUUACAGGCUGGUACCCUGCUUGCUGGUGGAGUCACUUUAUUUAAGGUUUUAGCACAAAAUGGUGCCACUUUCUGGAGAUGUGCAUGCCUGGCCAUAAGCACGUGCUCCUGGCUGAAAUGCGAGAGGCAAAAUAAAGCAGUGUUCCGUUGUUGGCUUGGAGGCAGAAAGUAUUACAAAUCCAUUUGCUCAUCUCUGACUUCCAAGACUGGGAGGAGCUGUGUUUGUUAGUUCCCAGCACUUUUAUGCUUUGCUGUAACUAAGGAAAACAUUUAUAUUUUACAAAUGCCAUUUUACAGGCCGUUUACCCACAAAGCCGAUAUGCUGGAUAUAAAAAGCAACCGUUUCAUAUGCAGGGUUUGCAGCUCUGCCAGGAGGCUUUUCACUAUGAUCUGCCCUGUGUCAGGGAUCCAUCAUGCACAAACGGGUACUGCAGCAAAGCCACGCGGCCCCAGUGCUGCCAGCGCUCCCGUUGUUCUGCACUCAUAGCCAAACUCUGCUCUCGUCUGCCAAAAGGUGAUGGUGAGUGGGGCUCCAGGUGAUCGGGACCAGUGCUGUAACUGGGCUCAUUUUGCCUGAGUUGUUCCUGUGUUAUGGGCUCUGAGUAACCAGCUGGAUUUUAAUGGCUCUAUCCGCAGCAUUCUGUAAAUCAGAGGCAGCCUCUGACCCAGGAGCAUGUUGGUAGAGCUUGUUGCAGUGUUUGCUUUGUUGUAUAUUACAGUAACAAGCAAAAGGAAUGAAACUACGGAGUCUCAUUAACGGUUUCACUUCAACCCACAAAAGGAGGGCCGACCUCAGCUUAGCACUGAGGCAGGAGUUUGCUGGUUCCAGUCCUUCACCUGGCCAUUCCUCCACUUCUCCACCCCAUACACUGGGAUUAGAACAUUUCCCCAUUGCAAAGAGGCAUCCCAAAGUAGCAGACAUAUAGCACACUGUGAAACAGAUGUUAAGGCUGAGGAUCAGAAAUAGAGGGAAUGACCCAAAAGCCAUCCCCCGCCCCAGCUGCCAUGCCAGUCUGUUCAAGGCUGUCUGCCACACUUGGCUUUAUUUGAGUGCUGUGUGCCAGAGCAUAGGCUGCAGGGUGCACCUGGCCCUGUUUUCUUCCUUUCAUGGGUUUAAGGGGAACUUUAUUUUAACAUAAUGUGAAUGUAGCUCUUGGGAUUUCUGUGUACUACAGUUCGAAGUGGUACAAUUAUCCAUUGGCUCAUCCAGCCAGCAGUAUUUGUGUGAGGGAGCAUUUUAUACAGUUACCUGCUACCAGGCAGAGAUGGGGGGUCUCAGCUCUGCUGCCUUACAAUGCCCUGCAAACAAGAGUGAGGACACAGGCUGUCCCAGCAGCAGGCAGUGAGUGGCACAGCAGCAGGUUUUGUGUCUGCAUGGGCCAAGCUGCCUGCUUGUGUUGUCCAUCCACCGUGAUUAGCACAGUCCUGAUAAGCACCUGGGUAUGAGGCCUGUGUUGUCCCAGCUGCAGGUGAUGGAUUUCUCUCGUUUUGAGCCAUGCAAGCUGGAAAACAAGCACGAUUUGCAAAUGAGUCUCUCAUCCCUCCAAGCCCCACAGCUCCUCCUAACUUAUUUUCCUUACUGAGCACCAUUAGUUUUGUACAUACCAAAAUAUGAGUUCACUUAUUGCCCCCUUCCAUCUUGUUUUUUUUCUUAAGGAAAAGACAGAAACCCCCACGUUCUUUCAAUUCAGAAUCCCUCUGUGUUUGUGCACAGUCUUCCAGGUUAAACCUGCAACAGCCACCAGCCUUUCCAUGGGUCCCUCCUGCUGUCUGAUUCUUCAUACUUGUGGUUUUGUCACAGGCUUUCCAUGCAUCGUCUCCUCUUUCCCUUGCGCUUUGUGACCUGCACAGGGAAGGGAAAGGCAACACAGGUGCUCUUCCUUUCCCCCCUUCCCCUCUUUGUUAUGUGCUUUACAUCUCAAGGAACUCAGUUUUUAUCCUUUGGGAAUCGUGUGACUGAGGGUAAAACAAGAAGAGCAAAGUGCCCCUGCCCACCUCCCUCCAUCAGACAGAUCUGGGUGCUCUGCAGUGCUCAUGCUGCAGCCAUCCAUCCCAUUGCUCUCAGCCUCUGUGUUUGUUCUUUGUGAUCUUUUUCUCCUCAAUCGGGAGCUUAGAACUAAAGUGAAAGGCAGCAGUUCAACUCGAGCCAUGUCACACCUAAAGCUUUAUCUAUUUAUUUAAACUGUCUUACAAAACAAACAAACAAAAAAAAAAAAGGUGUUAAAAGUUUGGUUUUCCCUUUUCUUCCACAAAAUUGGAUUCUAAAAAAGUAGCCAUCUGAUUGGUGUUUGGUUUUGUUGGUUUUUUUUUUUGUCUAGAUGAAGAAUGAAUGUUAGCAGAUGAAAUAAACCCUAAAUCCAA